UUACAUUUGACGACAAAAUGAUAUUAAGAUUAUCCUUAGAAGAAGGAUUCUUUUUAAUAUAUGCAAUGAAUUGUAUUGAAAUCUAUGAUGGCUCACAGAAAUUGUCAAUCGAACAAUGUUGGAAUCUAUUUUCUAAUGCAGACCCAAAUUUUAUUAAAUGUUAUAUAAUUUAUCAUCAUUUUCGUAGUAAAGGAUGGAUUGUUAAGAGUGGAGAAAAAUUUGCUGGAAAUUAUAUUUUGUAUAAAAAUGGGCCACAAUUUUUCCAUGCUACGUAUAUUGUGAUAAUUGAUACAGAAAAUUCUGCGUCUUCAGAUAAAAAACAGUGGAAGCAAAUUUUACCUAUAAUUCGAGUCGCUGAAACAUGUAAAAAGGAAGUUAUAAUUGCUAGAAUUAUUACGCAUGGAAUAACAUCAUUUGAAGGAGUGAAAACACCGAUGAAUCUAAGUUCAGUUUCUGUUCAUGAAACGUUAGUACAAAGAUGGUUUAUUUCAGAUAAAUAAUAACUUUU
This is a messenger RNA of Chrysoperla carnea, 508 nucleotides long. It is a transcript of the gene Tsen2, whose product is annotated as tRNA-splicing endonuclease subunit Sen2. Lineage: Eukaryota; Metazoa; Arthropoda; Insecta; Neuroptera; Chrysopidae. The transcript has 3 exons. Gene Ontology annotation, cellular component: tRNA-intron endonuclease complex. Gene Ontology annotation, biological process: tRNA-type intron splice site recognition and cleavage; tRNA splicing, via endonucleolytic cleavage and ligation. Gene Ontology annotation, molecular function: tRNA-intron lyase activity; nucleic acid binding. The coding region runs from base 18 to 500 and encodes 160 amino acids. The record is from RefSeq and is a predicted model, not a curated record.